AUGCCGGACUUCGCAGACAGUCUCAGGCCAGCUUCGCCAACCGGACCAGAUACUCUCGCCAAGGAGCGUGGCCAAUCCGAUGUUCCGAUAGACGAACUUGCUGAGCACCUGCUCUCCCGUAAUGACUUUCUGAAACGUCAACAGAAGAUACUGCCGAUUCUGCAAAGAGAUCCGCUUUUCAAUAAAGUACGGCAACCAAACCUUUCACGGCCAGAGCGAUAUCAGUUAGGACUCGCCCGAGCGAAAAAGCUUCGUCGAUGGGCCGAUGAGCAUGGAUGGGACAGCGAGGAUCAGAAUAUGUCUGCAUACCUUUGUGACGAUGUUUCCCCGUACAUGGUCCACUCUGCGAUGUUCGAAACGACGGUCAAGGAGCAAGGCAAUGAUGAGCAGAGGAAGUAUUGGCUGCCCAAGAUCCAGGCUUGGGAGGCGAUUGGCUGUUAUGCACAGACUGAACUCGGUCAUGGAUCGAAUGUACGAGGCAUAGAAUGUCGCGCGACCUACGACCCUAGAUCGCAAAGCUUCAUCCUUCAUAGCCCAUACCUGACCUCUAGCAAGUGGUGGAAUGGCUCAAUGGGAAGGACUGCCAAUCAUGCCAUCGUUAUGGCGCAGCUUUACAUACCGAAGUCGCCAGACUCGAAGGAGCUUAUUCACCAUGGACCUCAUGCAUUCAUAGUUCAAAUACGGGACCUGAAGACCCAUCAACCACACAACGGCAUCAUCGUCGGCGAUAUUGGGCCAAAGUACGGCUACGCACCUAUGGACAACGGUUACAUGCUAUUCGACAACUACAGGGUGCCGCACUCAGCUAUGCUCUCAAGAUACUCCCAUGUCGAUCCAACAACGUGCAAGUACACCAAACCGGCUAAUCCUGCAGUCGUUUACGGGAGCUUGACGUACGUACGAGCGACCAUAAUCAUGCACGCUCGACUGAUCAUGGCUCGGGCGGUGACGAUUGCAGUGCGCUACGGCACAGUCAGAAAGCAAUUCCCAGACCGAGACACCAAACAGAAGAAUGCACCCGAACUUUCUGUGCUCGAUUACCCGACUGUACAGAUACGCAUCUUGCCGCUACUCGCAACAGCUUUUGCACUACAUUACACUGGAGAAGCCAUGCAUAACCUCUAUGAGAACACAAGAGCACAGAUUGAGCGUGGCGAUUUCAGCCGACUAGCUGUACUGCAUGCUCAGUCGUCGGGCCUCAAAAGUCUUUGCACUGAGUUGGCAGCCAAUAGUAUUGAAACUUGUCGCAGAGCAAUGGGUGGCCAUGGCUUCAUGUAUUCGAGUGGCUUCGUGCAAUUCAACAACGACUACCUAUCGAAGCCUACAGUUGAGGGCGACAACUGGAUGAUAACGCAACAGACAGCAAGAUACCUCAUCAAGCGUAUGGAAGCAGCUGUGAAGCGCAAGGGAGAGCCUGAGGAUGAAAUCGAGGCCUCUUGCCGAAGGUGGCUUCAAAAUGAGCACCACACAAGACCAGAGCCAUUCCGUAUCUUUGACCGGGACGUCGACAUCGUCAAUGCCUUCCGUCGUCGCUCGAGAUUCUUGACGUACAAGGCAUAUGUUGAAAGGAUCGAGAAGAAGCGUAGCGAGAAGGAGCUGCAGAUUCAGCUACGAAAAAUCAGUGUUGCCGAAUCGCAAUCUAUUCUGGUGGCAAAUUUCUUCGAGGCCUUGAACAACGGCGGCUCAGACAUGUCUUCUGUGCUCAGAAAGCAUCUCAAUACACAGUUCCGUCUCUUCGCUUUCUUCACCAUGGACAGCGAGGCGCGGGAUUUCCUGAAAGCCCAGGCAGUCUCAGAUGACGACCUGGACAUUUUGCCCAACAAGGUUCAAGAACUCAUGGCGCAGAUUCGACCACACGCCGUAAAAUUGGUCGAUAGCUGGAAAAUUCCAGAUUUCCUGCUCGACAGUGCGUUGGGCAGGUACGACGGAAAGGUGUACGAGGAGCUCUUCGAUCGAGCUCAUCGAAGGAAUCCGCUCAAUGAGAUCACGUUCAAUCCGUACUACAAGAGUGAGGAGAUCAUUAUGGGCGGAGAAGGCAAUUUGAAGACGAUUUUGUCGAAACUUUAG
Messenger RNA from Pseudocercospora fijiensis CIRAD86, 2067 nucleotides. RefSeq lists its product as uncharacterized. Lineage: Eukaryota; Fungi; Ascomycota; Dothideomycetes; Mycosphaerellales; Mycosphaerellaceae. Bases 1 to 2067 code for a protein of 688 amino acids. Gene Ontology annotation, cellular component: peroxisome. Gene Ontology annotation, biological process: lipid homeostasis; fatty acid beta-oxidation using acyl-CoA oxidase. Gene Ontology annotation, molecular function: acyl-CoA oxidase activity; fatty acid binding; FAD binding. The transcript has 2 exons. The record is from RefSeq and is a predicted model, not a curated record.